UGCUGUUAGCGUCUGGAAAAGUCACCGGCUUGCCUGCACUCAAGAUUGUUCGUCCGUUGUCAAUAAAAACCAGGUAAUUUGCGAGGAUUUGAGUGUCUUCUUUCUACCUUUCUUUGUUGUGAGGAUGUCUUCUGAAGAGACACUUAGCGACGGUAGAGUGAGGGGGAUGGUUGAGGGGGCAGAGAGUAGGGAUUUGGGGGUGCGGUCGAACAUUCUGGAGAGAGAAGAUGGGAGAGAGCCGUGUUUCAACCCUGAGGAGGAAGUUGUUAGUGAGGUGGCAGGAUAUGAAACAACUUUGGAGAAUAGGGGUAGUUUGGCCCACUUGGUUGAGAACUAUGGGGUGCCCGGUCGUGUGUUGGUGAGGCCGGCGGGGAGUAGAGAGAGGGCGUGUUCGGCCCCGGGGGACCAUUGGAUGCCUCUCUACUCCCAUUACCUAGCAGCUGGGUUGCGGUUCCCUCUCCCAGACCUGCUGGUGUGGUUGUUGUUGGAGUAUGGUCUGGGGCUAACGCAACUCACCCCCAAUGCCGUGAGGUUAGUGGUGGCGUUUGCAAUGUAUAGCCGAAGUCGGGGGGUAAGUUUUCCCACUGCUAACGUAUUCAAGUACUUUUAUGUCUUGAACGCUGGUAGUGGGUGGAAAGAUAAGUUCUUUUUUGCGGAUGACACGGAGUGGGAUAAGACUGAUGCUGAGGUGGAGCACUUGAGUCGCUGGAAGGCGAAAGGGUUAAACCUCAACGAGUAUAGUCUGACCCCGGGGGAGAUAGAGGAUGUGGAGGAGUUGGAAAGGGGGGAAGAGAUGAACAAGUUUUUGGACGCGGCCGGUGGAGCUGGAAUUCCAAAUAAGGGAAGAGGGAAGAGAAGCGAGGUCAAGAGGCGGGGGGAGGAAACUUCAAUGCCUCAAGCCGAAGUGGGAAACUUGGCCAUUUCUCAGCCUGGCCACGUUGGAGGUGAAGUGACAGUGGCUGAGGAAGGGCCCAUUGUUGCGAAGAGGAAAAGGUUCGAGCAACAAGAGGUCAUGGAGGAGAUACCGGAGCCUGAGCCUGUGGCGGCGCCCCUUCGCCUAGAAGGGACCUCGUCAGCUUCGGCUGCUGAGUUCGCUGCUGCGCUCCGAGAGCAAGGAUACAUCCGAGCGCCCACAACAAGCUUCUAUGACUCCGGGAUGAGGAGCACAGCCAAGAGGUUUAUCAACGCCUAUUUCCCGGAGGUGGACCGCCAGCGCGCGAAGGACGAGGUGGCCGCCAGAGGUUCAGUUGGCGUUGUUCGUCAGGCGCUGGAGGCUGUUAACCUCGUGAAUGCUUUGGCCAAUGAGCAUCACGAGAGUUUAAAAGAGAGGAGUCAGAUGAAGAAGGAGAAUGUCGAGCUUGUUAAGAAGGGCGAGGCUGCUGAAGCCGAGGUGGCGAGGUUGAAGGCGGAGAUGGAGGAGCUUCGGAAGGAAAACGCCACCCUCAAAAAGGAAUCGGAGAUCUCGUACCAAAAAAGGAAGAUAUGCGAGGCCGAGUUGGAGAGGAGGGAGAAGGAGGUGGAGGAGGCGGGGAAGGUGGUGGCUGAGUUGGAGCUCAAGGUUCACAACUCGGUUGAGGAGCAUGUGGAGGGGUUCCUGAGGUCCAGCACCUUCGAGGACAUCGUCAACCUCUACCGUCUUCCCACUGCCAUCGUGGCCUUCUCUGACUGCCGGAAGAAGGUGAAGCUGCAAUAUCCUGCUGUGGAUGUGACGAAGAUCACCUUCGGAGAGCAGGAAAGGGAGGUGGAGGAAAAUGGAGAGAGCAGUACUGCUGACUUCCGCCCGGAGGUAACACUGAAGUGGGAGAAGGACAGUAGGGGUCAAACCAUUUUGCCUCCCAAGUUCAGUUUUGAAUUUGUGGUGGUGGGCGAGGAAGACGAAGGCGACGAGGUCACUGAAGGUGCUAAAAAGCCAGCUAAAGGUGCUGACCAGCCAAAUCAGCUUGUUGAUAACCCCGAGCAGCCUGCGGCUAGCCCGAGCCAAACCGUUGACUAGAUUUGGCCUCGGGUUUUUUUUUUUUUUUUUUGAGAGAUAUUCUUUGUAAUCGAUUGGAAAUUAAUGGAAUGAAUUUGAUUUUUUUUU
Molecule: messenger RNA, 2080 nt
Organism: Rubroshorea leprosula
Lineage: Eukaryota; Viridiplantae; Streptophyta; Magnoliopsida; Malvales; Dipterocarpaceae
Source: the annotation of a GenBank genome assembly